This is a messenger RNA of Paracoccidioides lutzii Pb01, 759 nucleotides long. RefSeq lists its product as hypothetical. The transcript has a single exon. The record is from RefSeq and is a predicted model, not a curated record. The coding region runs from base 1 to 759 and encodes 252 amino acids.
AUGGGUCCCUUGAUGGUAUCGGACCAUCCGUCCUGUUUGAAAUCAAGAAAAUCGACGAAGUCAUGGAAUAAAUAUAUAAAAGGUGCUUCGGCUGUGUUUGCAUACCACAUCUCAAGAGGUGAAAAGAUCACGGUGUUAUCCCCGCCUCCUCCAGAUCGAUUCCACCCGGAUGGCUUGACCAAUUAUCAAACUAUAGAGGAGCCAGUUCUGAAAGGUGCAAUUGGAGGGGUUGCGGUAUCACGCAUUGAAAUGGUGCAUCCGACCGUCAAGGGAGCCGAGGAUUUCUACUACCAGGUCUGGCCGGCCGAUGAAACCCAUCUCUGGAUUGCAAAUUUCGGGAUGCUGCUUUCAAAGAAACAACACUGGAGAAGAGUGUCAUCCAAGAAGCGAAACCUAGUGGUGAGCCAGGCAGAGGUCUUUAUCCAAACGGAGACCAAGGUGCAAAAUGUGUCAGGGACAGCAAAGGCUCUGAAGGAGAAGAAGGAAGAGAAGAAGAAAAGGGAGAAGAAGGCAGAGAGGAAGAAGAAGAAGGCGGAGAGGAAGAAGCAGAGGGAGGAGAAGAGGAAGAAGAUGACAACGACCAGCGACACCUCCAAAACACGAAAAAUAUCCGAUACUGAAAAUUCCCCAAACAAUAUAAAAGCUUCCGAUUCCCCAAAAUGCCUCCGGGUUCCCAACAGCAACAAAAUUGAUGAUGGUGUAGAAGAGUCAUCUCGGCCUUCCAUGUUGGCCCGGUGGAUGAUGUACCUAUGGAGUUAG